AUGGAGAGAAUCAUCCAUGUCAAAGCCUUAGUAAGUAUCAGACAGAAAAUGAACUAUACUGGAAAGAAUCCGUAUUUUUGAACUUUCAGUAUUUCCUUCUCACUUUUGUUCCGCCAGAAAGAGAGCAUCAUGGCAUCCUCUGCAUGAAAGUUUUUUGGUAGAUCCUCAUCGUUUUUUUUUGCUCUUCGAAUAAGAUAUGGCGUGACAGGAACAUCUGCAAAUAGGGACGGAGGAAAUGACUUCAUGCAUUCCUGCACUACAUUAUUACGAGCGCAAGAAAUCGUGAACCUUAUCGAACGGUAGAACCAAAGAAUAUUUUUUCAGCGGUUUUUCUACUCUCCACGAUCCCUUCUUUCGCCUGUGAACAAGCAUAUAGAUUAAUAUUGCUUCCUGUAAUUUUUGCCAGAUUCUCAGAGGAAAAAAUAUUCUCAUCGCGAUCAAGAAGACAGAAGAAAUCUUUUUUUCUCGAAGCUUAUUACAAUUGCCUUGAGUGCUAUAUCCCAAGAUUGUAUACGAACCUCGCACUGACAAGACACCGCACCCCAAAAGAAAACAAAAAAAUGACUUCAUAUGAUCGUCGUGCCCUACUCAACAAAGGUGCACUAGAACUGUAUCAUGCGACUAGCGGUAGUGCUGCUCGCCAGAUCCUCGACACUGAGAAAUUCGAACCCGGCACAGACGGACUAAUCGGCGCGGGGAUUUAUUUUUCUCGCAAGGAGAAGUCUGCGGUGUUUCGCAGACGCCAUGGUGAUCGUGGUGAUGUUGUUGUCCUGACAGCGCUCGUAGAUCUCGCAUGGGUAGGCGUUUUUCCGGAGGGGACCAACGUUUCCGCAGAUAGUCUCGCUUCCCAGGGCAUUCAUGCCGCAAAAGUCUCCAAGAAAGACAUCUUCAUGGUUUUGGACAACAAGCACAUUCAUAACAUUAGAUAUGUUAAAGGAGAGCUCCCAGCGUCGUCGUCUUCCGAUGAAGACAGCAGCACGGGCUCGGAACCAUCUGCGAAGCGUCGACGCGUCGGCUAAGUAAUAUCAUCAUCUGACAUAGUAGAGGAUAGUCAAAUCACAAUGUGGAAGAAAGAAACUACCAUCGGGUAGACAAGAGGAGGACGAUGAUACCUCAUGAUCAUUGGCAUUCAACUUCUAGUGGAAAGUCGUAGUUCUACAACAGCAAGCAAACAACCGCAGUGACAGAAAUUUCAGACCAGAAUCUAGUUGUACCACCGCAUCACCGACAGCAGUAGCAACGAUCAGGUUAGCGCACAGUUAGACGGACUCCACGCGCAGAACUGGAGCAGUAGCAGUUGAUAGUAGCCAGAGAAGAAUGUAAACAAACAUCACUGCCUCAGACCAGAGACGAACGAACUAUCCCCGUCACGGAUUCGGCAAAGAAAGCGAGUCAGCACUUCCACCGGUCACAAGAGUCACAUUCGCCAGUCAAGAGGGCUUCCGCCUUAUAUGUAGAAGGUGGUCGCUCUCCGUCUUUUCGAGAGUGAGAGGCAAGUGCCUUUGAAGUGUCACCUAAAUGUUCCUGGUGUCAUCUAAUACCCCGCGGUCAGUGAAUAUUUUUUCACCUGUGAUGACUGUUGAUUCUAGGGGUAUUCACACUCGUUUUGACAUCAUUUCAGUUUGAUCCUUGCCGGUUGUGGAGUAGGUAUUUUUUCCUCACUUUGAUAGGGUAGCCAUACAUGAUAGUUUGUCAGUAACCAAUCAAUGUCUCAUGUCGCUGUAAUCAUCAGUCGUAUGUAGAUAUGCAAAGAAAUGCGUAGAUGCUCUUUUUGUGCAUGGGUUUCAGUCAUAUUCUAGAAACACCACCGGCAAAAACUAAUUACGAGUUAGUGAGUAAGUAGGUUCGGGCUUCGCAUAGAUAUUGAGCUUCACAUCAGUUUACAUAGUCGUAGUACAAGGAAGAUGGCACUUAUAGUAGAGACAAUGGAGACAGCAACAACAAGCACGUAUUAGUGCUCGUAGUAGUGCACCGUGGCAACCAGAACUAGAACAUCAGACCAAAAACUCGAAGCCAUUUGGUGGCUCAUCGAGUCGUUAGGACGCUCGAAACGUUCGAGUCGUCAGUAGAAAUGACCCGUUGGUCAUCGGCCUCCUGCUUUCGUAGUUUCACGGACUCGGAGCGGAUUGGCACACGAACGAUGUGAAGAACAAGAUGAAAGAACCACUUUUGCAUGAUUUCCUUUUCCACUUUGCUGAACGUCGAUCCUCAGGUGACACGCGGCAUGCAGUAUGCGGGAGUUUGUUUGUGGCUUUGGUUUUUGCAAAAACGCGCUAUGACGGUUGUUAAACAAUGGCACAACGACGUGGGAUAACAACAAAUAUGGAGUGGAAGUGAUGUGUGCUGCUUUGCUCAUAGUCUUCUACCGUGAAAUGUCUUGCUAUUUUGAUAAUCCAUUUCGUUCUUUCUAAGUACUUAUUCAAAUUUAGUUCCAGUUAAAAGAAUCAGUAAGUAUGUACCAAGUCAAUUUUUGUCGUGCGAUAGCAACAAAUCGCAGCAGUUUGUGACUAUUCAUUGAAUCAGGCAUCGCAAUAUUCUUCUGUGUGUCUAACGGUUUACGAGGUUUUCUUCAAAUACAGUCUGCAGUUUUUUGAAGUAGAAUACAAAACGCUGUCAACUACAUCAAUAUUGCGUUAAGUAUGUUUAACCCAGUAAAUACAGUCGUCCCCAUUCCUUGAUUUCGUGAUGGUUCACAUUCCCAACAAGUACGUCUCCGAAAACCAUUGUGAUCCGAUGAAACUUGUAGUCGUCUUUUUUCAUUUUGAACUUAUAGAUAGAAACUCAGAAACCGCUUAUGAUAAACCAAU
Messenger RNA from Amoebophrya sp. A25, 2807 nucleotides. Lineage: Eukaryota; Dinophyceae; Syndiniales; Amoebophryaceae. The record is from the annotation of a GenBank genome assembly.